AUGGAAGACCGUGAACUUCCCAGUUCUCCGCCUGCCGAUAAUAGGGGAACGAUUGACCUCAGCACUUGCCCCACUAUAUAUGUCCUUCCUACUCAUAUUUCCCUGGAAGAACUCCAUCGGAUUGAAAAUAUACUUUCAAAAUGCGGUGCUCCAUUAACCUAUGAUAUCACGGAGGCUCAGCUGGCUAUAGGCAAGGUCUCCCAUGAAAAGCGUGCAGCUCUGGAGCUUCGUUCAAAAGGGCUCUGGACAGAAGGUAUCUCUUUGGCGGCAGCAAUCGAAGAACCAGCUCAAAAGCGGCGACGACUUGAUAAUGAUAAUAAACAUAUUCGGGUCCUCAAAUUAAACUGGAUACAUGAGUCCAUGAAGGCAAAGGAGCCUUUACCAUUUGAACAAUUUACUGUUUACGAGGGGCUUAAGAUACCAAAACCGCCCAACUUAAGCACAUCGCCAAGUACAGCCUCACUAGGUGAACGUACGCCUCGAGAGGCUGCGCUAUACCAAAGCCCAGGUAGAAGCAUUCUUGAAAGGGCUAAAGGAGACACAGUAUCAUCACCCAAGCAGUUUUUCCCUUCAUCUCCAUCUCGCCGGAUGAAGGCUACCUUGAGCAGUACUCCAACUCUUAAGCAGAGACCAAAGUUGUACCGCGCCUCAACUUCAGACUUGGAGGAAGAAGCUUCUCUACCAGAUCCCCCGGAGUGGGUACGCACCAAAGUUGUGUACUCAUGCUGCCGCUCCACUCCGCUACAUCCCCUAAAUGCGCAAUUCAUCGACCAAUUACUCAAGAUCAAAAAGAUUCGCGAGCUGACUUUGGAUGAAGUUGGAGUUCGUGCAUAUAGCACAUCUAUAGCUUCCUUGGCAGCAUAUCCAUAUAAGUUGAAGUCCCCCGAGGAAGUUCUAUCCCUACCAGGCUGUGAGAAUCGAAUUGCAAAUUUGUUCACAGAGUGGAAACAUAGUAAAGAUGGAACCAUAGAAUCCACACUGCCACUCACCACUGACCCAGCACUGAGAGUGAUUCAUUUGUUCUACAACAUAUGGGGUGUUGGAGCUAAAUCUGCCAGGGAUUUUUACUACCAGAGGCAAUGGAGAGAUUUGGACGAUAUAGUCGAGCAAGGCUGGGAUACCUUAUCCCGAGUACAACAGAUCGGAGUGAAAUACUACGAGGAGUUCCUUACUGGAGUACCAAGGGAGGAAACAGAGUCUAUUGCGAAAACCAUACUGCGCCACGCUAAACUAGUGAGGCCAGAUGCCGAUUUCGAUGGCAAAGGAGUUGAGUGCAUCAUUGUUGGUGGUUAUCGGCGAGGAAAAGAAGAGAGUGGUGACGUGGAUGUCAUUCUUACCCAUCAAGACGAAAGAGUGACAUCCAACCUUGUGUUCGAUGUUGUUGCGAGCCUUGAGCAAGAAGGAUGGAUUAUGCACACGCUUGCUCUUCAUCUAACAAAUACUAAUCGCGAUCAACAGACCCUACCUUAUCGUGGGGAAGCAAGUGGGAAACCCAGGUUUGACAGCCUAGAUAAAGCCCUGGUCGUAUGGCAAGACCCUAACUUUGAUGAUAGCCCUUCAACGCUAUCCUCAACCGGAGGUUCCGGUGAUAUUCAGUCACCGCCUCACAUACCAAAGGAGAAAACGGAAGGAACAAAAGUGAGUGAAGACGUGAAACUACAGGGACCCUCCUCCCAAGAUACAGGCCCUGGUGCCCUGGCUGGAGAGCUCGGAACAACAGCUGCCCCAAUCCCAGGAAAUCGCCGAGUGCCAAACCCAAAUCUCCACAGGAGGGUUGAUAUUAUAGUAUCCCCGUUCCGAACUAUAGGGUGUGCAGUGCUGGGAUGGUCAGGAGAUACAACAUUCGAACGGGAUUUACGCAGAUACGCCAAAAAGGUACAUAACUGGAAAUUUGAUUCCAGCGGUGUGCGGUCUCGAGAAGGCAGUGGGGGGAGGGUGAUUGACCUUGAGAGCAAAGGGAAGACAUGGGAGGAGAGGGAGAAAUUGGUCAUGGAAGGAUUAGGAGUUGGAUGGAGGCCGCCAACUGAGAGGUGUACGAGGUGA
Nannizzia gypsea CBS 118893 is the source of this 2043-nucleotide messenger RNA. Its product is annotated as DNA polymerase lambda. NCBI's taxonomy places the organism in Eukaryota, Fungi, Ascomycota, Eurotiomycetes, Onygenales, Arthrodermataceae. The record is from RefSeq and is a predicted model, not a curated record. The transcript has a single exon. Gene Ontology annotation, cellular component: nucleus. Gene Ontology annotation, biological process: double-strand break repair via nonhomologous end joining. Bases 1 to 2043 code for a protein of 680 amino acids. Gene Ontology annotation, molecular function: DNA-directed DNA polymerase activity; DNA binding.